ACAGUAAUGUGUGCCCACGUUUCAUCCCAGACUGUGUCACUAAGGUCUUCAAGGACACCAGCUUCCAAGGAGGUGACAUAAGUACCGUUUUCACACCGAGUGCCAAGUACUGCCAACUGGUCUGCACCCAUCACCCACGCUGCUUGCUCUUCACGUUCAUGGCUGAGUCGUCUUCUGAUGAGCCUACCAAAUGGUUUGCUUGUGUCCUGAAGGACAGUGUCACAGAAACAUUGCCAAUGGUAAAUAUGACAGGAGCAGUUUCUGGUUAUUCCUUCAAGCAAUGCCUUCAACAAUUAAGUGCUUGCAGCAAAGAUGUGUAUGUGGACCUAGACAUGAAGGGCAUGAACUAUAACAGUUCUCUUGUGAGGAACGCUCGGGAAUGCCAAGAGAGGUGCACGAAUGACGUCCAUUGUCAUUUCUUCACCUAUGCAACAGGACAUUUUCCCAGUGUGGAGCAUCGUAAGAUGUGUCUUUUGAAGUACAGCCAAACGGGGACACCCACCAGAAUAACAAAACUCAAUUAUGUGGUAUCUGGAUUUUCACUGAAGUCCUGUGGACUUUCUAACUUGGCUUGCAUUAGGGACAUUUUCCCUGACACAGUGCUUGCAGACCUUAACAUCGACAGCGUGUUGGCGCCCGAUGCCUUUGCUUGCCGCCGCAUUUGUACUCAUCACCCUGGUUGUUUGUUUUUUACAUUCUUUUCCCAAGGAUGGCCAAAAGAAUCUCAGAGGCAUCUUUGCCUCCUUAAAACCUCUGAGAGUGGGUUACCGAGCACGCGCAUUCCGAAGAGCCACGCCCUUUCCGGCUUCAGCCUUCAGCAUUGCCGGCACAGCACGCCAGUAUUCUGUCACCCGUCAUUUUACAACGACACCGACUUCUUGGGAGAAGAAUUGGACAUCAUUGAUGUGAAAGGCAAAGAAACCUGCCAGAAACUCUGCACUGACACUGUGCGCUGCCAGUUCUUUACCUAUUAUCCACCUCGAGGAUCUUGCAAUGAAAGGAAGGGCAGAUGUUACUUAAAACUUUCUUCAAAUGGAUCUCCAACUAGAAUACUCCAUGGGAGGGGAGGCAUCUCUGGAUACACAUUGAGGUUGUGCAAAAUGGAUAAUGUGUGCACAACCAAAAUCAAGCCCAGGAUUGUCGGAGGAACAGCGUCUGCUCACGGUGACUGGCCGUGGCAGGUGACUCUGCACAUCACCUCGCCCACCCAGGGACACCUGUGUGGAGGCUCCAUCAUUGGAAACCAGUGGAUACUGACGGCUGCUCACUGUUUCUCUGGAGUAGAGACAUCUAAAAAUCUGCGCGUCUAUGGUGGCAUUGUAAAUCAAUCUGAAAUAAAUGAAGAUACUGCUUUCUUCAGGGUUCAAGAAAUAAUAAUUCAUGACCAAUACAAGACAGCAGAAAGUGGGUAUGACAUCGCUCUGUUGAAACUGGAAUCGGUCAUGAAUUACACAGAUUUUCAGCGGCCAAUAUGUCUGCCUUCCAAAGGAGAUAGAAACGUAGUAUACACAGAAUGCUGGGUGACUGGAUGGGGAUACACAGGAUCGAGAGAUGAAAUACAAAGUACUCUCCAGAAAGCCAAGGUACCAUUGAUUUCAAAUGAAGAAUGUCAGACAAGAUACAGAAGGCAUAAAAUAACCAACAAGAUGAUCUGUGCAGGAUACAAAGAAGGGGGGAAGGAUGCAUGCAAGGGCGACUCUGGAGGGCCCCUGGCCUGCAAACACAGUGGGGUCUGGUACUUGGUGGGCAUUACAAGCUGGGGCGAAGGCUGUGCUCAAAAGGAGAGGCCAGGCGUCUACACCAACGUGGCCAAGUACGUGGACUGGAUUUUGGAGAAAACUCAAACGGUGUGAAAGAGUUCAAUAGGUAUCACUCAAUAGCUAUUGGCCCUGGAAGACUGUUCCGUAGAGAAGGCCCUGAUGUCACUGAAGAAGAUAGUGGGAUGCGCUGUCCUCAACUGUAACAAAGAAGGGGCUCCAUGUAUGUAAGAAAAUACAGGAAAAAAAUAAACCCUAUCAUUUUCUGUGGGAAUCAUAGAAUGUUACUCAUGGAGAUAUUUUUUAAAUAAAAAUAUAGCAGAUAUACCAGGGAAGUAUCAAAUAA
Molecule: messenger RNA, 2103 nt
Organism: Psammomys obesus (fat sand rat)
Lineage: Eukaryota; Metazoa; Chordata; Mammalia; Rodentia; Muridae
Gene: F11
Product: coagulation factor XI
Exons: 13
Coding region: 159-1853 (564 amino acids)
Biological process (GO): proteolysis
Cellular component (GO): extracellular region
Molecular function (GO): protein binding; serine-type endopeptidase activity
Source: RefSeq, a predicted model, not a curated record